UUUCGCUGGUCUCUGUGUUUAGUGUGACAUCAUUACCGCCAAAUGUCGAAGUUUUGCGUUUUCAUUUUUACGUUUUAGGGGAUAUAUUAAAAAGAUUGGUAUUUUGCAUGUCCAAUUGAAGUAAGCAAUUACUUUCUGGAGGGACAUUUUCUGCAAGAAUUUGUUACCCCAUAUUUAUCGUGUUCAAGACACCAUUGGCACAUUCCUUUGCCGAUUUCGGUUGAACUCAAACUGCUUUAGAAAUGGUAAAGGAUUUUUAUGACUUUGACGCAGCUCUUAAAGGUCUUAUUGAGCUUGUAGAAGUUAAUCUUAACACAGCCAUCAGUAACAAUGAACAAAACUUUGAAUGGUUGGCAAGUUACCCAGCCAAAGCAAAGCAGAAAUUAUGUGCAAAGAAGUUCAAAAUGCCCAAGACUCCUGCCAGGAAAAAGACAAGGCAGCAGAAGAAAAGAUUUCUCAAUGAGGAUGAUGAACAAUUAAAUGAUAACCAUUCUGGAAAUGAUGUACCCAUGAAAAAAGGAAAACUCUCACAUGAGGAUGAUGAAUCAAUUGACACUGUUGGUGGUAGACCAGUUCGCCAGGCCUCAUGUGUUGCAAAAUCAAAAAUUCAGCAAUCUGUCAGGAUGGCUAACAACCUGAGAAAUAAAAUGAGACGACCAACAAUUGAUCAAAAUGAAUCUAAUAACAUAUCUGUUCAGGAUUCUGACAACAAAAACCAAUAUCCUGGCAUGGAGUGUGAAAGCCCAGUUCUUUCUAAACCCAAUGCAAACUGUGAAUCUAACCAAACAAUUUCUUUGAAGUCAGAAAUAAUAUCUCCACCUCUACUGACAACAAGCACAACCUCAGAAUCAGAGGGUAAACAUCUCCAAACUGGAACGUUAAAAGUUAAUUUUGCGCCCGAACUAGCAACCAGUUACCAAGAUCCUAAGAUUUGCGAAGCCACAGAAAUUCUGGAAAAACAAACCGAACAGCAACCCGAGACUCACAGUCCUACUGAGUUGGCGCCUGUAGUACCAGUCACUGUCAUUGUUCAAAAUGAACCUACUAAGAAAGUUCGACCUACACGCAAAGUUGCUAAAAAAUUAGAUUUGAGUGGCGAUGAUGACAAGGUUAUUCUUCCACCGAAAACAGAUGAAAAAAUUGUAGAUUUGCUGUCAACGGAAGAAGAAAAGGAACAGCAGCGUCCAUCAUCCAACCUAGAGGAUGUGCAACAAUCAGAAACACUGCCCAAAAAAAAGUUGCGUAAGGUACGGAAACCGGUUGAAGAAAGUUCCGUGGCUACUGCAGUGACAACCACGACAGCAGUAUCUAGCCCUCGCUUAACUCGUAACCAAAGGAAUUCAGUCCGUCCUUCCAACGCAGUCGUUGCGAAUUCUCCUCGUUUGGUGAAAACUCCUUCAAAACUACAAGAACACAUUCAAAGAAAUACUAACAAUCAACUUAAUCCUACGAACUCUUCUCCAGUUAAAAGAAUUUUCACUCCGAAAGUUGUUUUUAGCCCGUUUAAAGCUUCAUCAGUCAAAACCAAAGUAGAGGCCUUUGAAGCGGCUUUGGGUACUAUUGGACCAGGAACCGUGGCUAGCAGUAGCUCUGGUAUGACGGGCGUCCUUCCAGAAGCUCGCGUUCUUCUUAAGCGACUUACCAGGCAGCAACUUAAGGAAGCUGUUAGCAACAUUGAGAAACCUCAACAGGAAUUGCGGAAACCUAAAGAAGCCAAUUCCAAGCGAUGCACUUUCGUUUUGGAUACUUCGGAUGAAAAAGAAAAGAAAACAAAAAAACAAUCGGUCUCUCAGAUAUUGGCACGCAAAAGUUUGGACAAGGCUAAGAAUAUUGCUGUUGCAGCCGCUCGUAACAAGUUACUGAAUAGUGUGGCGCAAAAUGAAACUACCGAAAGCCCAAAUGUCCAUGUAAAUCGAAACGCAGCAACAUUAAUGAGCAAGUUCCGUUUCGCCGGUGCUCCUGGAUCGUCGGGUUCAUCAAGUUCCUCAUUGAGUCGUAAUGUGAACAUGACACAAGGGAAAAAUUUGACAAAUGUAGUGACAGGCGUAGGUACUUUUACGGGUACCAAGCCAGUGGGACCAAUGCCAACUAAAGCUACCGAAGAAGAUGAACUUAGGCGUAAAGAGGUAGAACUUAAGCGGCUAAAGGAAAGAGAAGAGGAAGCUUCUCGCAAGCGUGAGGAGCUGAUGAGAGCAAAGGCCGAAGAACAAAAAAGAAAACAAGAGGCUAGGGCAAAGCGUGCUAUGGAACAGCGUGUCCUUCGAGCCAAACUACUAGAAGAAGAACAAAAACAAAAGUUGGAGAACAAGGAAGAAAGAAGUGCUCAAUUAAAGCAAAAGUUACUCGUUGAGAAUCAAGAGAAAGCGGAACGUUUCCGAACAGCUAUUUUGCGGCAUCAAGAGGCUGAACAGCGUCGCAAAGCUGAGGAACAGCAAAAACAACAGGAGGAAGCACAGCUUCGUUUGCAAAACGCUAAGAAAGAACAGGAGGAACUCGAACGACAAGCUAAGCUAAAGGUAACUGAGGCUGAAAAGGCAAAAGCCGCUGUUCCAGUUGCAGAACCUUUCAAGUUAAACACCACCGUGACAUUGACUUCGUCUAAUACCAAUAACUACCAGCUAACGCCGGUGCGCAUUACCAAAACAGGAAAGAUAUUCAAUCCUGACAACUACGAUAUUGCUGACAUGCGGUCAGAUGAUUCGACGGACGAUGAUAGCCGUCCAAAAAAAGUGAUUCCUGGCUGGGCUAGAAGUGUUAAUUUGAAAAUUGCAUUGGAGCAACAAGCAAAAUCACUCAAUGGUGAAGAGAUUUUUCCUGCGAAACUUCUUAGAGAGCCUAAUCUGAACGCGAUAUUCAAGAUCAAGCGAGCCCGUUUUAACAAGCGCACCUCUAGUGCUGUUUGGAAAACCCCCCCAGCUAAUUAUAUGUAAAUUUUGAUACUCUUUCGCGCUUUCGUUUCCCUCGGAAUUAUUAGCUUGUUUUUUUUUUUCUCUUUACAUUAACAUAAAUUUUAUGCGAAUACCUUGCUUCUCUGUCAUCCAUUAAAUACAUGAAGGUAGCUGGUUUUUUCGCUUCAAA
This is a messenger RNA of Daphnia magna, 3078 nucleotides long. Its product is annotated as inner centromere protein. The coding region runs from base 243 to 2930 and encodes 895 amino acids. Gene Ontology annotation, molecular function: protein serine/threonine kinase activator activity. The transcript is spliced from 14 exons. The record is from RefSeq and is a predicted model, not a curated record. Gene Ontology annotation, cellular component: chromosome passenger complex; meiotic spindle midzone; nucleus. NCBI's taxonomy places the organism in Eukaryota, Metazoa, Arthropoda, Branchiopoda, Diplostraca, Daphniidae. Gene Ontology annotation, biological process: positive regulation of protein serine/threonine kinase activity; metaphase chromosome alignment; meiotic spindle midzone assembly.